Messenger RNA from Mesocestoides corti, 1248 nucleotides. NCBI's taxonomy places the organism in Eukaryota, Metazoa, Platyhelminthes, Cestoda, Cyclophyllidea, Mesocestoididae. The record is from the annotation of a GenBank genome assembly.
GAGAGCCGUGCCGAGGUCGAGAUAGAUUCUCCCACAGUCAGGCUGAUGAAAGAAGUACGAAACGAGAAGCCCAAUUGUCGAUACUGCGGUUCUGACGAAAACGUCCACCGAAGUGGGCCUUGCUCGACACGCCUCACUUGUGAGAAGUGUGAGUCUUUUCUGAGUAGUACUUGUUCGAGUCUCAGUCGCAUUGAAGACGCUGUCUGUAUCAAAAAUCCGACGUGUCGUAUUUUACAUCCUGGACCUUCUAACGCGGAUAAGCCUCAUCCUAUUCCAUCAACUUGGUGCAAUGCCUGCAAACUUUUUCGUUAUGUUCAGUUAGGAUUUCGGCCUAAUGUGAUGAAGAAAAAGAAACUGGGGAACACUGCCGUUUUGCAUUAUCUUAAUGUGAACCGUCUGAGUAAACCCAGUUUGACUUCCUGGGCCCGUGGUAAACGAUGUAUCGAGUUUUUCUCAGAUCAAAUAAACACCAAGUGUGAUAUUCUGGAAAUCGGCCAACGUGACAUAACACAACUUGCAACAUUUCUUGAUGUCCUCUGGUGUCGUGCAGUUCUGAUUAAUUUUCCGAACCCAUCUGAAAUUUCCGCCAUGGUUGAGCCACCUGAAGCAUGCCAGGUUUCAAGUAUGCCCCAAGUAUCCGUUGAAAAGCCAGUGAGUGACUCCGAUUUUGUCCUCAAUACGAACACUCUGCACGAUGAUGUCCACGAAGCAGUCGAGCAACAACUCAAUCUGGCGCGCUCCUGUGAACAUCUAGCCACCCCAACCCUAUCCACCGGUGAUGGUCCCAAACUGUGUAUGAUUGAAUGCAAAAUCUGUUCUGAACCGAGUUCCAACGUUUAUGCCGUUACGAUUGGUCCAGCGAGGCUAAGAAAUUCUGUUAAUCAACCACAUGUCAGUGUCUGCGGUGGUUGUGUUCUGAGGUGUCGUAAGUCAGCAGUUCGAGUUGCCCAGAAUUUUUCUGAUAUAAAGAAUGACACUUUGUGCCAAUGGUACUACACUUAUAAACGAGAUGGUGAUGGUUCAGUCCCAUUGUGCGAGUGCACAGAGAUUGAGAGAAAGUGUGACUUUUGUCACCUUGAAAAAUGUAUAACGUUGUUCCGUCUUCAUCUGACGCCAUGGGAAGCUUUGGAGGACACUGAGGAAGAAUCGAAUAUACAUUUGGAGGCCAUUGGUUCUCCGCUUUUCCUUGCAUGCUGCCAUCCACUUCCUGAUGGAAUCUCGAAGAAUGUUGAGCUAUAUUCUAGGUAA